AUGAGACGCAGCAGCAGCACGGGAAAACAAAUGGGCUUUGAAGUGAAAGCAGUUGCAGCAGAAGCUGCUGCUGCUGCUGCUGCUGCUGCUGCUGCAGCAGCAGCAGAGUUCACAACUGCACUCCCUGUGCUGCUGUGGAACGGCGCAGAGUUCCUCCUGCCCGUUUCUGCAGAUUCAAAGAACGGGGCUGCACCAGCCACCCCAGCAGCAGCAGCAGACUAUUUGCUGCUGCUGCUGCUGCUGCUGCUGCUGCUACUGCAGCUUCUUUUGUCUCAGCAGAAGUCUCUGUUAUACUUGGCCAUCAUAAAUCGGAUGGCAUCCAUCGUCGCCACUUCCUGCGAAACCGGCACACAGUUCGACGCAGUUGCUGCUGCAUUGCUGUUGCUGCUGCUGCUGCUGCUGCUGCUGCUGCUGCUGCUGCUGCUGCUGCCAGCAGCAGCAGCAGCAGCAGCACUUCUUUCAAUUUCAAACAAAAAUAAAUGCUUUUAUUCCCUUUUUUCUCCUUUUUGCUGCACUUAUAUCUGCGGCAGCAGCGCGAAACUAAGCAGCAAAAAGAACAAGAGAAAGACGAAAACUGAAAGGAAGAUUGAGCUGCAGAAGAGGACCAAACGCCGCAGCAGCAGCAAAACGCGCAGCAGCAGCGGCAGCAGCAGCAGCAGCGGCGCCAGCCAGUCUUUGCUUCUUUACCCGGUGCGCCCCUUUCGUCUCUCCGCAGGGCCAGGCUCCCCAAGGGCUCCCAUAGGGGCCCCUUGGGGGACCUCAGGAGCCUCCAGGGCCUCCACUACCCCCUGGGGCCCCCACGGGGGCCCUUUGGGGGCACCCGAAAGCCCCAUGAGCCCCCUUGGGGGCCCUUUGGGGGCCCCCAAGAGCCCCCAAGGCCCCUAUGGGGGCCCUUUGGGGGCCCCCAGGGCCCAUACGGGGGCCCCUGGGGGCCCCCAGGGGGCCCCCAAAAGCCCUGAAAAGAUAUUGGUUUGCUGCUUACUCUGUGACGGGGUCGAUGAGCAUUGCGUUGGAAACAUGCAAAAGGCCAGCGACCUUCACUUGAUUGCCUUCUGCGUCUUUUAUGAAUCUCUGAAGUUCAUAAAAAGAAGAAAUAAAUUAAAAAUAAAUUAA
Messenger RNA from Eimeria necatrix, 1113 nucleotides. RefSeq lists its product as hypothetical. NCBI's taxonomy places the organism in Eukaryota, Apicomplexa, Conoidasida, Eucoccidiorida, Eimeriidae. The record is from RefSeq and is a predicted model, not a curated record. The transcript has 3 exons. The coding region runs from base 1 to 1113 and encodes 370 amino acids.